GUGGGAAAAGCUGGGAAAAGCGGCCGAUCAAUCAAAAGUUUGCAGACCGGCCACACUAGUAUUCUCUUCACAUAUACGGUCGACAUCUUGAGUCCGAUAGCGAGUGAGGUGAUCUCGACGAUUGUCCUUUUUCGAGGACUCAUCACGUUUGCCAUGAGCUCGGAUGGCCAGAACUGGAUCGACCGGAUCGGUCCAGGGAGCCUAUUUAUCGUCUACGCCCUUAUCUCGCUGAUCUGUCUUUCGCCGAUGUUCUUCCCCUUCUACUUCAAACGACGGUCCAUUCGUCUCAAGGCGUCGGUUUGGAAACCCCUCAAAACCUCUCUCUCUUGGAACAAAGAUCGCAUCUAAACAACAAAACCCCCAGAACAGUCGUUUUAUCUAUCGGAAUCGCAUCUUUUUUUGUCUUGUUUUUUCUUCGCUUCUCAUUCGAGCAUUCUUGCUUUUUUUAUAGUUUCAUCGGGUAGAGUCCCCCCCCCCCUUCGUCCCUCAAAGAAGAUAACCAUCUUUUUGUGUAUGUGUUGUUUCUGGCUUGGUUUUCUUGUAAUUAUUAAAGGAAUCCUUUCUUAUUUCGGAAUCUAUUCACAAAAACAAAAAAUUGAGAAUUAUGGAUUGAUAAUGACCCCCCC
Puccinia graminis f. sp. tritici CRL 75-36-700-3 is the source of this 626-nucleotide messenger RNA. RefSeq lists its product as uncharacterized. Bases 154 to 348 code for a protein of 64 amino acids. Lineage: Eukaryota; Fungi; Basidiomycota; Pucciniomycetes; Pucciniales; Pucciniaceae. The record is from RefSeq and is a predicted model, not a curated record. The transcript has 3 exons.